AUGCCCCUCGAACGAUACAAAGAGAAGGAAGAAUUCGUAUGCAUCUAUAACGGUGGUGCCUACGCCGCACGUAUUCAAUCGGUCCACGAGAAGCCAGAUUCCGAAGGAUUCUACAUUGUACACUAUCAGGGUUGGGCGAAACGCUUCGAUGAGAAGAUUCGAUUUGAAGAGCAAGAAGACAGAAUGUUUCCGGGCACUUUGACAGACUAUCAUGCGAAAUUCGGCGUUCCAAAUGACCCGAAAUCCAAAAAAGCGCCAAAAAGAAAGAGUACUGUAGCCAGAUACGCAUCUUCUGACGACGAGUCGGCUCCUUCUGCUAAAACUACUAAAAAAUCCACAAAAAGGAAGAGAUUUCCAUAUCCAACAGUCUCCACGAACUUUGAACUGCCACCAGCACUCGCUACGAUGCUUGUCGAUGACUAUACGGCGAUUCGGAAAGGAUUCGUCAGUAAAAUUCCUGCCGAGCACUCUAUCGAUCGAAUUAUCACUGACUACAUCAAGACGCUGCCGGCCAAAAACGCGGAUCUAGAGAACAUUGACGAUGUGGUCAUCGAAUACGACAGUACAGACAUCCGUAUCACCAAUUUGGCAAUGAUUUGUACCGCUCGUGGUGUGGCCGACUAUUUCAAUGCCGUUUGUGGUUCCAGCGUUCAACUACUGUACCACCAAGAAAGACACCAACAUCUCGAGCUGAUCCGAAUGAAGGCGUUGGAAAUGAAUCUACCGGCGCACGCUGCCACGAAUACCGUAGUCGAUCGAGGAUUCAGACACUCGCAAGAGUAUGGAAUCAUUCAUCUAGUUCGUCUGUUGUCGAAACUUCCCGAAUUGUUGGCACACACCGAUUGGGAGCACAGAAUUUUGAGUCGUAUCAUGACUGGCAUCCGCGAUUUGGUUGGAUUUCUCGACAAGAAUCGGAGCCAUUAUCAUAAAGGCGCCGAAAUGUACGAAUCGUCGGCGAAAGCCAAAGUGGAGCUGUGUGAAAAGGAGGAAAAAUCCGAGAAAUUGGCGAAAAAGUCGAGAAAAUCGGCGAAGAAUGAGCAAUCCGCAGUGGAAAUUCGAUUCUAG
Messenger RNA from Caenorhabditis briggsae, 1065 nucleotides. It is a transcript of the gene Cbr-mrg-1, whose product is annotated as Protein CBR-MRG-1. Gene Ontology annotation, cellular component: NuA4 histone acetyltransferase complex; nucleus. Lineage: Eukaryota; Metazoa; Nematoda; Chromadorea; Rhabditida; Rhabditidae. The record is from RefSeq and is a predicted model, not a curated record. Bases 1 to 1065 code for a protein of 354 amino acids. Gene Ontology annotation, biological process: regulation of DNA-templated transcription; chromatin organization. The transcript is spliced from 4 exons.